Molecule: messenger RNA, 2970 nt
Organism: Trichoderma aggressivum f. europaeum
Lineage: Eukaryota; Fungi; Ascomycota; Sordariomycetes; Hypocreales; Hypocreaceae
Exons: 2
Coding region: 1-2970 (989 amino acids)
Source: RefSeq, a predicted model, not a curated record
AUGUCGGACUUAUUGAGCGACGGGGCUGCCAGAACCAUUGAAAUUCUCCCACUACGAGGUAUUGCCGAAAUAGUUGCUCCAUCAUGCCAUGUCCAGAAAUCUUACGAUAGCUCCGGACAAGAUCAAACCGCACUUCAACACCUUGGAUGCGCCCAGAAUCGCCCAAUCCGCCCAAUCCCAGAAGCUCAGCUGCAGCUAUGGGCCGUCGAAAUGGCUUCCACUCCUCCCGUGCCCUCUAAAGCGGCGCUCAAUGCCCUGCGCGGCGUCCUCUUGACGACUUCAUGUUCCGUCGUCUUCCUCGCCGAAGAGCGUCGCCGCCGACUCAAGAUUGCUCGCGCCGCCAUUGAUAAUGCGCGCAAGCUGCAUAUCGUCAAAAGCAACCGGGGCGCCGUUGCGCUGAGCGAAAGCUGGGAGGAUAGACUGGCUGAUCUCGGGGAUGAGGUUUUAUCGCUGCCGUCUGCUUCACGCCCCAAGAAUCCCUAUCGAAGACGACGUCGGAGCAACUCUUCCAUUGCUCUGCCGAGCGGUGGAGGCGUCGAUGUCAACAGAAUCCCAUCCGAUCAUCGUGAAACUGCUAGUGGGAUUGCGGCUCCCGGCACGGAACAGAAUGCUGUCCAAGAGGGACAGAAAGCCAACUUCGGACUAGAUACGGCCAGGCUUCUUCUCCCAUUGGCUGAUAUCCGGCAGUUGGAUGUGUCGUUCAAAUCUUUAGCAGGUUCUGCAAUACCAGGUCUUCCGCUGCGUUCUAGGGAAGAGGACUCGCACAAAUUGGACAAGGAUGUGGAUGCGAGGGUGAAGGUGUCUCUGCAUAGAACUACCCUACGCUCUCUGGGCUCGAAGAUUGGCUCGGCAUCUUUUCAUGAGCUUCUCCGGCCAGAUUCUUCUGCUCCGGCCCGCCUAUCUUUGUCAAACAUGCCGGCUCAGGAGAGCACCACUCAAUCGCGCCAUAUUGGUAAAGUUGCAGAGCUCGAGCAAAUCCUACAGGACUUAGAGAUGGGCCAGUCAACACACGCUUCGACGUCUGAAAUGAUGGAUUUGGCCCUUGUCCAGCUACAAAGUUUAUCAGAAUCACGGCCUACAACCCCUACAUUAAGCAGUCUUGUCAAAUCAAACGGAUUGCGGCUGCUGAAAAUUACGAUUGAAUCCGAACCUACCAAAACAGAAACCGUUCUUACAGCCCUACUCCCAAAGUCCAAAGACCCUAUUCAGAUCUUGUCACCUCUAACAAAGUGGCUAUGGGAGAAGAAGGAUAAGAAAGGCUUAGAGCGACUUCUACAACUCCUCUCUGACCGCAAACAAGCACGGUUCUGGAUGCAUGGCAUGACGCUCUAUCGGGUGCUUUCUGGUCUCGACGAGGUCAUGGGGAGCUUCAAGGAUAUCAAACACUUGUAUCGACUUCUACAAAGUGCUGGACUGUACCAGGGAAUUGUUGUGCCUCCCAAUAUCGAAUACAAAAUACGUCGUCUUAUGGUAUCCAAGGCUCUGAAAGCAGGAGACGAUGCCUUCGCUCAGGAAGAGAUGAAGAGCCUUUACGAAACGAAUCCAGAUGCAGUCAAAAGCGAUAUAAAACUCCAAAGCAGGCUAAUUGUGCGGGAAGCUGCUCUUGGCCACUGGGAAUCAGUCCGCAAUGGCAUAGAGGCGCUUGAGAGUGCUGACGAUACCAAGCCAGACGACUUACGAUACAUGAUUAGCAAAAUCACAGAUGUGUUUGUGCAGACUUGCUCCUCGGAAGGGCUUGAGGCUCUACUUAGGAGAUUUGUGCGCAGCUACAGAAUACCCCUCAGGUCCAGAUGGGUCAACCUCGUCUUGGACCAGCAUGCAGGCCGACAUGAUCUUGAGUCGAUGUUUUCGUGGCUGCAGUUCUGUCAUGAUGCCGGAUUUCAGAUGGACGACACUUUUAUGCGGCGAUUCUAUUCCGGCUGCCGCAAAUACUGGAGCUUCUCCGACAAAACUAUAACUGAUCUACAUCAAAAUCUCCAGGGAUUGUCGCCGGCUAUCUCGAACUUUUCACCCAGCAAAGCUGAUGGAAAGGGCUCGAGUGACUUGUCACUUCCUUUGCUCGAGUCACGUCACUGGUUGUCUGAGGCUGACGCUUUCGAGUGCAUGGAAUGGCUCUCUGCUCAGGAUGAAUGGGAGCGCGUCUGUGAAGCGUAUAACCGACUACAAUCAAGCGAGUUGAAGCCAUCCGUCCGCUGCCUUCGUCUAGCAGUCAUAGGGCACAUCAAGAGGCAAGAUGGAAGCAUUGAUGAGGCAGCAUCGCUUAUUGACGAAGCUCGCGGGAAAGGCCUCGAUGUGACGGAGGCUCUGACGCCUCUUCUACUAGCAAGGCUUGAGAAGGGGGAUGACGCCGGCGAUUUGAUCAAGCAGGCUUUGCGUCGCGGCGCUCGCAUCCACGACAGUGUGUACAACAAAGCUGCGCAGAUCCUCUCGGCCAAUGGUGAUUUGCGAGGCGCUGCCACCAUGUGCGAGGUAGCUGCCAGAGAAAACGGUAACGGAGAGCUAUUGUACAGCGAGUACAACUUUUCCAACCUGGUCUUUGCAUACACCGGCUCCGCUAGCUACAAUGCCUUGAAGUCUAUCCUGUCCAACUUCACGUCGGAAGUCCAGUGGUGGCGUGGCAGCCGGGCCUGUAAAGAGAGCAUCAAGCUGGCCAUGAAGACAACGGCGAUGCGAGCUGUGGUACAUCCCAAAGAGAAGAAUGAUCACAAGGAUGCUCUCUUCAAGCUCGACGAAGCUCUCAUUCAUGUUAAGAAGUGCCGCUCAACCAAAGAUGAUCGAAGGGCGGUGACGGAAGCAUUCAUACGGGUGUUUAGACCUUUGGCAGCCGAACCGGAACAGGAUCCCGCAGAUGCACGGAAGCCAAACUUGGCUACGGCGGAGAUGUCACUGCCAGAGCUGUCGGAAACAAAGACUUUCCAGAGAUCGGUUCUGGUGGCUCGUCAAGGACUAGCAGUUGCCGGGGAAGCAUGA